UAAAGCUUGGUGGCCCUGGCUUAUACCGUUACCGUGUAGUUGUGCGUCUUGUAGUGUUUUUUUGUAAAUUUCGGCGUUGUUUCCUAAUACAUACAUAAGUAUAUUUUAGAUAAUGUUUGGAUGUUUUAAUAAUCAACGAACAAGUAUUCUAAAUUAUUUCGCGUAUUUAAUAUUAUUUGAGCGUUAUUUUCGAGUUAUCCUUUGUUCGAAAUUUGAGCGUCGGUCAUGGCAAACAAAUAAGUUUUUUUAGUAAAUUCCAAACAUUCCUGUUCAUCGCGGCGUCCGAUUCGAAGCAUUUUAUACAUAACUCAAAGCUACAUUUAAUAAAUUAUAUAUAUGUAUAAUUUCAUAAAAUGUAAUUGUAGUAUGCUGCUGUGUUCGCAUGAUAUGUAUUUGUUUUAUUCUCAGUUAUCAAUUUUUCGAACUAACGAACGAAGACGAUACCUUCGUGAAGAAGGGACGACAAUUGUAUGUCUGUCAGAUACCAAUCCUCUCACUGCUUGCCAAAUUCUUGUUUCUCUUUUAACAUAAAAUGCCACAUAAAUGUGCCAUGGCAGACUGCAUGCGUAAAGCAGGAAAUGCUGGAAUAAUAUUGUUUUCAUUACCGAAAAAUCCUGCUAUCUAAGACAAGUGGCUCCAGUUUGCGAACAUUGAUGCCAGAGAAAAUAGGAGCAUUCGCAAAUCUUGUCGCAAUAAUGAUGCGCAACACUUUUUCAUGAUACACUUUAUACACUAUGUUUUAACUUUUACGUUAUUACAAAAUAUAAAUUGUAGCAUGAAAGAUUUGUUAUGCGUCUUUAUUGUGAUGCAAGUUCACAGAAUUCAAAUUUGUGACCUGAGAUUUCUGGGAUUAUAGAACUACGGAGCAACUUGCGGAAUGAGGCGAAAGGAGGGGGUGCUUAAUACGGUCCCCACUCACCAGAGGGCACUGAAACUCGUAUACGAUUUUUUAUACAGCGCUCUUAUGGGACCUUCCACUCUAUCUAAUCCUCUUUGAUAUACACAUAUACACUUCGUAAAAAAUCUUAUAAACAGUGAAGAAUUUUAUAAAUGUUCUACAUAUGUUAAUAAGUUGAUAAUUGAUGUGUAAUAUAUGAAACCCAAAAUGAGUUUCAACAAAGUAAAAGAAGUCAUCGAAGAAGGAGAUGUGGUCAUUUUAUACUUAGGACCCAAUAAUAUGCAUUCUUUGGAAGUAACCCAAAAAAUUGUAAAUAAAAAAGGUAAUAUGGUUGAUAACAUCUUUCAAACUAUAUAUGGAGCCCUCAAAGUUUUUUCUCUGGUUGGAGAAAAAUAUGGUACAAAAGUACAACUUUCACGUGGAUGGGGAUAUGUGCUACAACCAACACCGGAACUUUGGACAUUAACAGUUCCCCAUAGAACACAAAUUAUCUAUAGCCCCGAUAUAAGUCUUAUUUUGUACUUAAUGGAUUUAACACCAGGAAACAUAAUCAUUGAGACAGGUACUGGAAGUGGAUCCCUCUCACAUGCUCUUAUUCGCGCUGUUCGUCCACAUGGACAUCUUUAUACAUUUGAGUUUCAUGAACAACGUGUAAAUGUUGCUAAUACAGAAUUUAAGAGACAUGGUCUUAGUAAAUUUGUGACGUUAGGUCAUAAAGAUGUUUGUAUAGAAGGAUUUGGUAAAGAAUUGAAAAACAAGGUAGAUGCAAUUUUUUUGGAUCUCCCACAUCCAUGGUUAGCAAUUGAUCAUGCACUAUGUACUUUAAAAGAAUCAGGUGGAAAACUUUGUUCUUUUUCACCUUGCAUUGAACAAGUUCAACGUACUUGUGAAAAGUUAAUAUCAAAAGAAUUCAUUGAGUUAAAUACAUAUGAGUGCUUACAAAGAGAGGUGAAUGUACAAUAUAAAAACCUUCCUACACUUGAUUUGGAAUGUCUAAAACAUAAGCAUGCAGACAAAGAUAUGGCACAACAAAAUGAAGAUGAAAAGCAAAAUCAAACUAAACUUCUUACCGUAACGCACGCUCGUUCUCUACCUGGUCAUACAGGAUUUAUUACUAUUGCUACACUACCCCCGUUAUAUGCACGAAAAUCAGAAAUAAGUUUACAGUCCAAAGACUGAUUAUAUUCUA
Messenger RNA from Hylaeus volcanicus, 2087 nucleotides. It is a transcript of the gene Trmt61, whose product is annotated as tRNA (adenine(58)-N(1))-methyltransferase catalytic subunit TRMT61A. Gene Ontology annotation, cellular component: tRNA (m1A) methyltransferase complex; nucleus. Lineage: Eukaryota; Metazoa; Arthropoda; Insecta; Hymenoptera; Colletidae. Gene Ontology annotation, biological process: tRNA methylation. The record is from RefSeq and is a predicted model, not a curated record. The transcript has 8 exons. The coding region runs from base 1094 to 2077 and encodes 327 amino acids.